AAGGCGAACAGCUGCACGGCGCGAAGGUGUGCUGGCAGCUGACGACAGGUAAACAUUGCCACUGACAGCUGCGCUCGUCCUGCCCCGUGUGUGGUACGCGAUGUGGUUUUGAUUAUUAUUGAACCUAUCUGCAUUUCCCCCCUCGCGCUGAAGAACGUGCUGGAUGGAGACAUACUGCAGGUGUAGCCAGUAUUGCAGGGCUCCUGUGAGGAUAUUUGACAGCUGAACUGAUGCUUGAUAUUGAACACCAUGGCCAGCAAGAGGGACUUACUGGCAACAGUGGAGAGACAAAAGGAUCAAAUUGCAAAAUAUGAAACAAAAUUAAAAGAUGUUGUUCGUGCUUACAAAGGGCUCCUGAAAGAGAAAGAAGCCCUUGAAGCCAGCUUAUCUGCCUUAGCAGAAACUUCAAAAACUAAACAAGACAGUGGUGGAAGUGUGGAACUACCAGAAGGACAGCCUUCUGAAGAGAACACUGAGGGAGAAGCCUCUCCACCCACAGAAUCAAAGGAUAGCAUCACAGGAGGAAAUACAUCAGAAGAUUCUGAGGAUUUGAAGAAGAAAGUAGCUGCCUUAACCUCUGCUCUGAACACUCUGUCCUCUGAGAAAAAACGAGUUGAAACUUCCUUUCAAAAUGACAAGAAGAGACUCCUGGCUGAGAAAGAGAAGCUGGAGAAAAGUCUACAAGAAGCUGAGAAUGCCAAGAAUUCCUGUGAAUCAAGCUAUGAAGAUAAGAUAAAAGAUCUCCGAAGUAGACUGAUAAUUUCUCAACAUGAGCGAGAUCAGGACUCUCAGAAUUCAGCUGUCAUGUUAAGGGAACUUGAAAGUAAACUUUCUGUGGAGCGGAGUCUGAAGGAACGCACGGAAGCAAUCUUGGAUGAAACCCAGCAACAGUUACAGCGUUGCUCAGCUCCUGCUAAUACACACCCUCCUGAACAUUAUGAGAAGAAGAUUAGUGGUCUCCAAAAUGAAUUAGACCAGGUAAAGUCUCGAUUGAAGAAAGCUGAACAGCAGGCACAGGAACCUCCAUUAUUACGAAAAAUCCAGAGCCAGAUGGAGGAGUUGCGCACUCAGCACACCCAGGCCUUGCAGCGGGAGAGGACCCGUGUUUCUGCAGUAGAAGAGUCAGCAAGGGAUUUGGCAAAAUCACAUGAAGAGCGAGUGGUAUCACUGGAAGCAUGCCUGGCCGAUCUCUCUCUCACAGUGGCAUCUUAUGAUCGGACUAGACAAGAAGACCUUCUCACCAUACAGAAAUUAAAAGACAAAGUAUCUGAACUGGCCCAAGAAAACACUUUUCUCUUAUCACGGCUGGAGCCUGACACUGACAACAGUGAAGCAGACAUCGCGACGCUUUGCCAGCACAUCACUAAACUGAGAGACCAGCUCAUCACUGCCAACCUUCAUGCCCAAAACCCAGUGGAUGUGGAAAGCUUGCUGAAUGGAGGGGAAAACAUCCAUGUUCGAUGCCAGCAGGAAUAUGAUCAACUGAGAGAAGAAUUUGAAAAUUAUAAGAUAUCCUCCAAGCAACAAUCAAAAGCUGCUAAAGAAACUGUCUGUAAAGGGGAGUGUGGAAAACAAAUUGAAGAUUUACGACAGAAGGUACGCAGCCUUGCAUCAGCAGCUCAACUAGCAGCUGAUUCUCACACCCAGCAGGUGGCCUCUUUACGAAAGGAAUCUGCUGCCUCGAAAGCUUCAUAUGAGAAUCAGCUGCGACGACUGGAGACUGACAAUCGAGCAACAGUGGCUGCUUUAGAGCAGCAGCUGUCACUGCAGCAGCAACGCUCUCUUACUACAUUAAGUGAGCGAGAUAUGGAAAUUCAACGAUUGACUGAGGAGCUACAUAAGAAAAAUAAAGCACCACCGCAGAGUGGACUUGGUAGCCUGGAGGCCACAGCUGCUCUGUUAUCCCAGGUGAGUGGUGGGAGUGAAGGGCCCCUCCUGCACCACCUUGAAGAGUUGGCUCGAAAAGACCAAGAAAUUUCUCAGCUACGAAGAGAGAAGAGACAGCUUGAGACAACAAUGCGAGAAGUGCAGAUGGCAGCCAUUGUUCGACAACAAGCUCAGCAGGACACAAUAGAGGCUUUAGAGGAGGAAGCUGAAAGGCAUCGAAGAAAUGUUUCCAGAGAAGGGGAAAACUUAGAAUAUUUGAAGAAUGUAGUUCUUCAGUACAUGGUGAGUUCUGAUGCUGAGUCUCGUCAGUUAAUGCUAAACGCCAUUGCAACCAUUCUUAAAUUUACAAACAAAGAGACUGAGAGUGUGAAGAAGUACAAUGCCUUAUGGUGGUGGCAGCCAGCACCAAAGAAUGCAACACCAGUAAAGCCAGUUCCUAAAUCAUAGGAAUGUGUGCCUUAUAGUAAAACAAUAUAUUUUUCAUAUGAAUGUCCUAUCCAUUUCCAUUUAUGGAAAUGAUGUGGUUCAUUUUAUGCUGCUUGAUACUUUAUACACAGAAAUUUCAUGUUCAAAUAUGUUUACAUGUUAACUAAAUGUGCUAAAUCUUCAUCAACAUUACUGAACUUGAUCUGCUUUGGUAAUAGUAAUCCAUCGGUGUUAAAAUUACUGUACUCUCCUUCCAGUAAGUACAAGAUUAAUAUUGUUGUGAAUGACACUACCUUUAUUUUUCUGAAUUACAUUUAAAGAUAAAAUAGAUAAAAUAUAACUUGCUGCCACAGUAUCAAUGGUCCUAUGGAGCCUCCAGAUCAGGUGUGAAAAAUGUCUUGGACUGAGUGUUUUUUUUUUUUUUUUUUUUUGCUCAUUUAAAUUUACCAUAUUUAUAAUAACAAAUCAUAAUCACCACCAUUCUGCAUCAGGGCAUAUAAAGCAUUAAUUACUCAACAGAGGCAACAUUUAAGUAAGUGUGACUUAUAUUUUAUAAAGAGGCAUAUCAACUCAUGGUGCAUUGUGGAUAAGCAGGAAGCAGUAAGCAUUCCUUAAUAACAAAUGGAGUCUAACAUUUGGGGUAAGAUUUUAUAUCCUCUUUGUGCAAAGGUCACUUUUUGUAAAGGUGAAUGUAACAUUUUUUAUCAUUGAUAUUUAUUCCUAAAGAAAAACUCUUCUCAUGAUGCAAGUAUUUGGGCAUCAUUCCAUUUUAGAAAGAUAGAAGGUAGAGGAGUACAUUCUUAAUAUCAUUCCCAUUAUAUUACCAUCAGCACCCUUCUACCCAGAAUGUCAUAUAAAUACACACACACACACACACACACACAAAGAAAGUACUAUAGAACAAUUUUUGUUUUACAUCAGAAAAUGCCUCUUUCUUUGUAAUUUUAACUCUACAUAAAAUCUAUGCUAUGUAAUGAGAUUAGACUCAAAAUUGUAAUUCUUUCAAAUUUAAAUACUUUAUAGACAACAAUUUCUUAUUUGCCUCAUUAAGCAUAUAGCCUACAUAUGUAGCUACUGAUCUUCAAAAUUUAAUUGUGGGAAAACAAACUUCCUUUAAGAACCUACAAUUGACCAAAUAUCCUUGAAUGUUAAUAUGAGUAGAAAAAAAAAUUAUUAUUUUAGAACAAAUAACCUAAUUUUUUUUUCCAGUAAUGUUAACUUUACAACCAAGUGGACUACUUUUGUCUACAAUUGUUUUUCAAGAGACUAACACUGUAUGUUCACUGGAAGCUGAACUGAGCUGUCUGAACCUGAGUUAGUUUGUUAGCCAAGCACUGAUUGGCUGCUGCCAUAUAUGUAUUUACUACACUGAUUUUCCUUUCAGCAUUUUACCUUAUUUCAUAAAUACUGAAAGGUAAUAAUAAUUCCAAAAUUAAAGGCUAUCAUAAAAAUAAAUAAUUAAUAAACAAGAUAUACCAGUGAAUACAGUGCCAACACUGGUGUCAAAAUACACAAGAGUUAGGCAGCACCAUCACCAUACAUCCACCACACUGGUACACACUGCCUCCUCAGAGUUUAUUUUUAAACUGCAUAAUAAUAAUUAGCAAUAAAACAAUAGUAAUGCUGCCAAACUCAUGUACUUGAUGGUAAUAUUAAUGCUGCAUUCACUGACAUAUUUGUUUAUUACCUCUUUAUCUAUUAUGAUAGUCUUGAAUUUUGUGAUAAUUAUUACCUUUAAAUACCUAUAAAAUAUGAUGAUAUGCUCAAAUUACAUCACAGUAAAACAUUAUAGAAAUAAGAAGAAUCAUGGAGUAGUAAAUAUAUGGCAGCAGCUAAUUAGUUCUUACCUUACAGCCUUGCUUAAGUUCACACAGCUUGCUUGGUUCAGCUUCCAAUGAACAAGCAAUAGUUAUGAUAAUUCAUGCAUACCUAAAGAAAAAUCAAUAUGCAGGUAAUUUCUCUGAUUGGGUAACUGCUUAGACAUUACUAGUUUGUUCCAAAGAAAUUUCUUAAGUUUAUAAUCAGCCGUAAAUCAAGUGUUGGCAUAUUAAUUGCUUACCCUGUGUCUCUGUCUAUUGUAUUUUGCUUUAUAUUUAUGAACAAGUAUACUUCAUUUCCUCUAGAAAUAUAUUCAGCCAUGCCCAGUUCUUCUAUUGCACACAAUCUUACAUGGAUGAGGCAAUAUGCUUUCCCUAUUUCUUUUUUUUCAAACUUAGUGUACACAAUGGCUCAUUUUUUUUGGUUGUAAUUUUCUCAGGCAAGUGUUCUGUGUCAUGGGAAACCCCAGAUUAAUCUGAAGAUCUCUAUUUCAGAGACCUCCAGUUUCUUGCAUAUAAAAAAAAAAAAAGUGAUAGGCUUCAUUAAUGUUAAUAUUCACUGCUAAGGAUCAAGAGCAAAAGUUAAAUAAACUGUUCCAAAUAUUUAUAUAUCAAAAAAGCAAUGAUGUAUUUCUCUCAUUAGUACAAUUAUAGCUAAUAAUGAUGCCCCAGGUGUGCAUAAAUCAUGCUGUGGAUGAUGCGAGCUUGAGAUUUUCAAGGACCAGAUUCUUCAGUAUUUUCUGAUAUGAGAUUUUUAGCGUAUAUAUGUUGCAGUAGUACACAUUUCCCUAUCCAUUCAUGUAUCAGGCUGCGAUGGCUCAUUAAAGGGAGACAACCCAGACUACACAUCAUAGGUUCAUAAGAUUGAACUAGCUGAUUCAGUGAUUUUUCCAGCAAAUAUGGUUAAUUUUGGAAAGUAGAGUAUCUUUAUCAAUCAAAUUGUGCUUUAUAUUCCAAAGAAAUUCACGACAUAAACUCAUUAAAUACCUGAAGGAGUUGGUGCAGCAAGGUAAAGCAAAACUUUUUGUAGUACUGUGGUACAAAUGUUUCAAAGAUGGAUGAUCCUCAAUAUAUUCAAGAGCCCAGAAAUUCAAACAAUUGUGAUUCACCUCUCAUUACACUUAAAAAUUAAGGAAUUAAGGAAUGGUUCAAUGGCUGCACAAUUAAUUAUAUCCAAGACUUUGUAGCAAAUGGUCCUGACCUCAGGACAACAGAAAAUAUAUGUCUAUCAUGAAAAAAGUAUUGUACUGAAGAGAGACACAAGUUCCCUUUCCAGACCAAAGGAAUGUCUGACAAGCAUGUGAGAACAUGUUAAUGAUGUCCUACUGUAUGGGCUUGUGCAUUUUAAUUCUAGAAGACUGUGAGAGUCAUUUACAUGAAGGCCAACAUGCCUGCAUUCAGUUUUUGUCAUGUAUGGUAGAAUAAAGGACUUAUAAACAUGAUGCACCAUCCAACUUACCAAAGUUAAUUGCAAGCAAUAUAUACACAUGUUCACAAAGAGUGAUUCAAAAGAGACUGGAGACUAUAAGAUAAGACAAGAUUAUUUUUUUUAUAUUGAAAUCAAAUAAAGAAAAAAAUAGUAGAACCUUAAAGUUAUGGACAAAAUUUCAUUGAAAACCACUAUUAUUUCUGUGGAUUUCUAUACAAUUCCAUACAGAAAAUUUGAAUUUUUAUUCUAAUUAAUCUCCUGAGUAGUCUAUUCAAUAUGAAAAAGAACAUUUGACUGGGAUCAUUAGCUUUCAGGAAUACUACUAUGUGUUUCUGUUAAGGGCUCCUGCUGAACAAUAAGAGAGGAUGCACUAAAACAUGUACUACAAAUGUUCAUAAGAAGUAAGAACAUGCAUUAAGAAUGACACUUAGUUCAUUCCUUGUCAUCCCACAGUAAUCAUAUAUACAUUCUAGCAGCCUAAUUCCCCAUACCCAGAGAUGGCUUCGUCAGGUACUUAUGAAGAGAGAAGCCAGUUCUGUGGUAAGCUUAACUAUGUAUAAUAUGACAGAUUUCUCUAAAUGGAUUGAUGUGGAUGAAGGUGUGAACACAUACAUGUAUCAAUUCUUAAUAUGUAUUGAUUUGGUGUGGAUGAAAGUGUCUUCCCAUAAUGUAGCUCAUUAAUUUUGACAUGCAGGUUGUUUUGUUGUGAUGUAUUAGUCAUUGUAAUUGUUUGAAUCUUUUAAUGAUAUUUAUGUAUCUUUUAAUAUUUUUUUUCUUUCUUUUCAUAAGUUUAUUCAUAUGAUUUUUACCAUAUAUAUCUUAAGAUUGAAUGAAUGCAAUAAUAAAUUAGUUACCUCUAUGCUCUUCCUAUAUUCUGUGAUGGUGUUUCAGAAAUGUACAUAAUGUAAAUGAAAUUUAAAUAUGCCAGGUCCAAAAAUAUUUUAAAUGUUAUAUAUAUAUUUGACAUUAAAAAGGGUAAAAAAUUAUGCAGCUUUGCUUGCUUCCUUCUUCAAGUAUUUGAACAGAUAACUGCCUACUUUGUUGUGUCAUUAUAUGUUAUUUGAUAUUUGAAUGGCAGACUAGAAUAAAAGCAUUAAUGAGCAUCAGAGCACAAGCAACAAAAUCUUAGUGUAUAAGACAUGCAAAUUUCAAUAUUAAUACAGCAGUAAAGACCAUGUGAGUAAAAAAAAUGCAAAUUGAUUCUACUAUUUUAUUAUUUCUUCAUGCACGUUUAGCUACAUUUUAGUACAUAAACUGCAAAUAGGUGACUGUAGCAGAUGUUACUCUCCAGUACCACACUAAUAUUAAUAAACUGCAUUUCGAUACUUUCAAGCAACACACAUGUAGUUAUACAAUCCCAUGCAGAAACCU
Scylla paramamosain (green mud crab) is the source of this 6930-nucleotide messenger RNA. RefSeq names its product GRIP and coiled-coil domain-containing protein 1-like. NCBI's taxonomy places the organism in Eukaryota, Metazoa, Arthropoda, Malacostraca, Decapoda, Portunidae. The record is from RefSeq and is a predicted model, not a curated record. Gene Ontology annotation, cellular component: Golgi apparatus. Bases 250 to 2334 code for a protein of 694 amino acids. The transcript has 14 exons.